AUGAAAAGACGUGAACCGACUAUUAAAGACGUAAUUCCUCUGGAAGCUGGCAAAAUAAAAAUCAUUCAAGCUCGAGUAUCAUCAGCAUACGAUAUGACUAAGGCUGGCAUUUAUUCAAUUCAAUAUGAUAUGCCAGCUGAACAUGUUGUCUUCAAAGAUGCUCAAACAUUCGAGUGUACCCUUGCUGGGGGCAUUGGUAAGCGUGAAUCUGGUCUUCAGUCAAAUAAUAUUCAAUUGGCAAUCGAAGGUCGUUCGAAUAUUCAACAUGAACAAAAUAAAAAUAUGAGUGUGAUUAGAAAGGAAGGUCCUCUUUCAUAUGUUUCUUGUUCGCUAACUCAGAAAUCUCAAAUAAGGAAUGCAGUCUCUUGGGCUCUUAACUAUACCGAUAAUGCUUUCAAUUAUUUGAAUGAGAUUAAACCCAGUGAAACAAAUCGGUAUAAAACUUGGUUUGAUAGAUUUACGUUGACAAAAUGGAAUGCACAGAAAGUACACUUUCGAAAUCUCAAAAACGUAUUUAAUUCGAAAACUAUGACUUUCCAUUGUGGAUGCAAAGAUGCUGGCAUUUAUGCUUAUGUUUACAGAGACCAGCCCUAUAUAAUUCACUUAUGUCCUUUGUUCUGGUCCUCUCCAAUGACAGGCACGGAUUCGAAAGCUGGCACAAUUAUUCACGAAACCUCCCACUUCUCAGUUGUUGUUGGUACGUAUGAUUAUGCAUACGGUACGAUGGCAUGCACAAGCUUGGCAUUGAGUGCUCCAUCAAAAGCAAUCAUGAAUGCUGAUAGCCAUGAAUAUUUUGCGGAGAAUUUUCCUGUGCUCUUCUGACGAACUGAAAUAAAUACGAACUUAAUUAACACAUUCGACUCGAUUCAGUUUUCUUAAAAAAAUUUUUCGAGAUGUUUAUUUUCAUGGGCAUUUUACUUCUAAUAAAUGCACUUAAUGACCUUUUCGUUAUCUUCUACUGAUUAUCUGUCGUUCUCUUCUUUAUAUCACUACAUAAUGAGUCAUUUUUUUCUGACCAACUGAAUAAUCGCU
This is a messenger RNA of Rotaria sp. Silwood2, 1032 nucleotides long. The record is from the annotation of a GenBank genome assembly. Lineage: Eukaryota; Metazoa; Rotifera; Eurotatoria; Philodinida; Philodinidae.